Molecule: messenger RNA, 1708 nt
Organism: Eubalaena glacialis (North Atlantic right whale)
Lineage: Eukaryota; Metazoa; Chordata; Mammalia; Artiodactyla; Balaenidae
Gene: BCKDHA
Product: branched chain keto acid dehydrogenase E1 subunit alpha
Exons: 9
Coding region: 21-1358 (445 amino acids)
Biological process (GO): branched-chain amino acid catabolic process
Molecular function (GO): oxidoreductase activity, acting on the aldehyde or oxo group of donors, disulfide as acceptor
Source: RefSeq, a predicted model, not a curated record
GCGAGGGAUUGUUAGCCAAGAUGGCGGUGGCGGCUGCCGCGGCGAGGGUUUGGGGGUCAAGUCGAGGCUUGGGCCGGGUUGGCCUCCUGCUCCUGCGGCGGCCAGGGGCUCGUGGGCUGGCUAGAUCACAUCCCCAGAGGCAGCAGCAGCACUUCUCGUCCCUGGAUGACAAGCCCCAGUUCCCAGGGGCCUCAGCGGAGUUUAUAGACAGGCUAGAGUUCAUCCAGCCCAAUGUCAUCUCUGGGAUCCCCAUCUACCGCGUCAUGGACCGGCAGGGCCAGAUCAUCAACCCCAGCGAGGAUCCCCACCUGCCCCAGGAGAAGGUGCUCAAGUUCUACAAGACCAUGACGCUGCUUAACACCAUGGACCGCAUCCUCUAUGAGUCCCAGAGACAGGGCCGGAUAUCCUUCUACAUGACCAACUAUGGUGAGGAGGGGACGCACGUGGGGAGUGCAGCAGCCCUGGACAACACGGACCUGGUGUUUGGCCAGUACCGGGAGGCAGGUGUGCUCAUGUACCGGAACUACCCCCUGGAACUGUUCAUGGCCCAGUGCUACGGCAACGUGAGCGACCUGGGCAAGGGGCGCCAGAUGCCCGUCCACUAUGGCUGCAGGGAGCGCCAUUUCGUCACCAUCUCCUCUCCACUGGCCACGCAGAUCCCUCAGGCGGUGGGGGCAGCCUACGCGGCCAAGCGGGCCAACGCCAACAGGGUCGUCAUCUGUUACUUCGGAGAGGGCGCGGCCAGUGAGGGGGACGCCCACGCCGGCUUCAACUUCGCCGCCACCCUCGAGUGCCCCGUCAUCUUCUUCUGCCGGAACAACGGCUACGCCAUCUCCACGCCCACCUCCGAGCAGUACCGCGGGGAUGGCAUCGCGGCUCGAGGCCCAGGAUACGGCAUCCUGUCCAUCCGCGUGGACGGCAAUGAUGUGUUUGCUGUGUACAACGCCACCAAGGAGGCCCGGCGGCGGGCCGUGGCGGAGAACCAGCCCUUCCUCAUUGAGGCCAUGACCUACAGGAUCGGGCACCACAGCACCAGUGACGACAGCUCGGCGUACCGCUCAGUGGAUGAGGUCAAUUACUGGGACAAGCAGGACCACCCCAUCUCCCGGCUGAGGCACUACCUGCAGAGCUGUGGCUGGUGGGGCGACGAGCAGGAGAAGGCCUGGAGGAAGCAGUCCCGCAAGAAGGUGAUGGAGGCCUUUGAGCAGGCCGAGCGGAAGCUGAAGCCCAGCCCCAACCUGCUCUUCUCAGAUGUGUAUCAGGAGAUGCCUACCCAGCUCCGCAAGCAGCAGGAGUCUUUGGCCCGUCACCUCCAGACCUAUGGGGAACACUACCCCCUGGAUCACUUCGAGAAGUGAGGCUACUUGCCCCGUCCCCACCUUCCUCAGCUCUGCCUCUGAGGGGCAGAGGCGACGGGCAGGAUGCUACCCCUCCCCCUGACAGCUCCCUCCAACGUACUCGGGCCAGGGCAGUACUUGGGGCGGCUCCUGCUCCUCCGGGCUGUUACAUUGGUGGGGCCUUGGUCAGCCCCUUCUUCGCCUUUAGUUACAGGGUCUUCUCCCAGGGGCUGGGCAAGGGCACCUCCAGGACUGGAAGCCCCUCAGGCCUGGGGGUGGACGUGGCAGGUCAGCCUGCGGAACUUACUCAGAGUUGAGAGGUGGUCAGCAGGGAGUGAAUAAACUAUGUCUCUGCAUGUGGCUCCAUGCUA